Lycium ferocissimum is the source of this 1495-nucleotide messenger RNA. RefSeq names its product COMPASS-like H3K4 histone methylase component WDR5A. Gene Ontology annotation, cellular component: Set1C/COMPASS complex. The transcript is spliced from 2 exons. The record is from RefSeq and is a predicted model, not a curated record. The coding region runs from base 304 to 1254 and encodes 316 amino acids. NCBI's taxonomy places the organism in Eukaryota, Viridiplantae, Streptophyta, Magnoliopsida, Solanales, Solanaceae. Gene Ontology annotation, molecular function: histone binding.
AGCCUAACUAACUAAGCCCCUAAAAUAUCUCGUUGAUCACAUAAAUUAACAAGAGUAACGAUUCUGAGACAAAAAGGUAGCAGGUUUAAUAAGCUAUUCGCAACCAUCAUAUUUUUGGCGAGACACAUGUAUGACAAAAAAAGAAAGAAAAGAUUCAAAGGAAAAAGAAGACGGACAACUAGAGUUUUGCCCGGAUUUAUGCAAGAUUGAGGUUGUCCACGGCGACAAACAUCAGUUCCCUGAAUUGUUUAACAUUCCAAUUCCUUAAACCUCUCAAAAACCCUACUCCAUAAUUUCCACCCCAUGUCUUCAACAAACGAGCCUUCAUCAGAUUCUUCUUUCAAACCCUACACCCUAAAACACACACUCUCCGGCCACAAACGCGCCAUAUCCUCCGUCAAAUUCUCCGAUGACGGCAACCUCAUCGCCACCUCCUCCGCCGACAAAACAGCCCGAACAUGGUCCGUCACCGACGGCUCUCUUCUUCACGAAUUCCUAGGUCACGAACAGGGCAUAUCCGACGUGGCAUUCUCAUCCGAUAAUCGUCACUUAGCUACUGCUUCUGAUGACAAAACUGUUCGAUUAUGGGAUGUUUCAACUGGUUCCCAUGUUAAAACCCUAACAGGUCAUACGAAUUAUGUUUUCUGUGUUAAUUAUAAUCCUCAGAGUAAUAUGCUUGUUUCGGGUUCAUUUGAUGAGACUGUUAGGUUAUGGGAUGUUAAGACUGGCAAGUGUUUAAAGGUGUUGCCUGCACAUUCGGAUCCUGUUACUGCUGUGAAUUUUAAUAGGGAUGGGUCGUUGAUUGUUUCGAGUAGUUAUGAUGGAUUGUGUAGAAUUUGGGAUGCUUCUACUGGGCAUUGUAUGAAGACUCUUAUUGAUGAUGAAAAUCCACCUGUUAGUUUUGUUAAGUUUUCGCCUAAUGGGAAGUUUAUACUCGUUGGCUCUUUGGAUAAUACUCUGAGGCUUUGGAACUUCUCGACUGGUAAAGUUCUGAAAACUUACUCAGGCCAUGUCAACUCGAAGUACUGCGUUUCAUCAACAUUUUCCAUAACAAAUGGGAAAUAUAUCGUUAGUGGUUCUGAGGAUAAUUGCAUAUAUAUGUGGGAGCUUCAGUCAAGGAAGAUAGUUCAAAAAUUGGAAGGUCAUACUGAUACUGUAAUUUCGGUAUCAUGCCACCCCACUCAGAACAUGAUUGCUUCUGGUUCUCUUGGGAAUGACAAGACUGUGAAGAUAUGGACUCAGGGGGAAGACUAAUUAUUCUUUUAUUUACUCCAAGACAUUUGUGCAGUUGAAUUAGGUGAUAUAGCAGAUUUGCUGCAUCCAUCUUACUUGCCUUGCUUGUGAGAAUGAGUUAUUGUCAGUCUCUCCAUGAGGUAAAAACUUUGUAUCUUUUAGAUCCUGGCAGUUGUCAUUUUAGUUAUUGUAUUCCUGGAAUUUGCUUAACAAGAUGAAUAGGCGUAUCAGAUUUAUGGAAAUUGUUUCAAGUUGAAACUUU